AUGCCUGGCCAACAAGUUGUAUACCUACUGAGCAUCCGAGAAGAGCAUCCAAGGAAAUCUAGAGUGAUUCUUCAAGAAAGUAAUUUAUAUCCUGAAACUCAACCGGAACAAACGGGUAGAACUUCGAACACUAUUUCACCGAGCCCAAGCCUUCGAGAAUAUGAGCGGACUCUGACACCGUCUCAGCUAAGAUCUUCUCAAGAAGAAAUGUUCAAAAAGCCAACAAUAAACAAUAAUAAAACUCGGCAAAGAAAUAAAUUUUAUCGUCGAUUGAUUUAUUUGUUUGGCUGUUCAUUCAUUACAGUUAUAAUUUUAUCUUUAAUUGCUUGUAUUAUUGCGCUUGCUGUCCCUCAGAAGAGUACGACAACAACUACGACUACGACUACAGCUACAACUACGACAACGACUACAAGUUCCACAUCGUCGACAAGCUCGACAUCAACAUCAACAAGCUCCACAACAUCCACAUCACAAACAACAUCAACAACAACAUCGUGCACAUCAGUUCCUUCCAGUAAUUUAUUACAAAGCAACGGUGGCAGUUCAUGGGCUCUCUAUUCAUUCAAUUAUACUGCGUCAACUACAGCUCCUACAUUAACAUUUGGAUUUACCAAUGGUGGAGCAGACACAAAUUAUUUGGAUACUGUAUCUGUUGUUAACGUUAAUAUACCUUCAAUUGAAUUGAUUCAGAAUCCCGAUUUCGAAAAUUCAACAGUAGCAUUAAAUGGUUGGACUACAUGGUGCACAUCUGGGUGUGGUAGCGGAAACGAAGGUCAAGUAUCAACUAGUUCUUGCCAUUCUGGCAAUUGUUAUAAGGACCAUUGUCAGCAUCCUAUUUACGAUUACCUUGCCCAAUCAUUUUCAGCAACAAUUGGUGACACAUAUACAAUCUCAUUUUGGUUAUAUCAAAGUGGUGGCGGUGCCGGUAAAUUUUAUGCUAACAUUGAUGGUUAA
Molecule: messenger RNA, 954 nt
Organism: Adineta ricciae
Lineage: Eukaryota; Metazoa; Rotifera; Eurotatoria; Adinetida; Adinetidae
Source: the annotation of a GenBank genome assembly